This is a messenger RNA of Schistosoma turkestanicum, 2976 nucleotides long. The record is from the annotation of a GenBank genome assembly. Lineage: Eukaryota; Metazoa; Platyhelminthes; Trematoda; Strigeidida; Schistosomatidae.
GGCGGCAUACGGAGUUGGUUUGUUUUUUGUACUGUUAGUAUCCGUUUUGAUGGGAUGACUGGAUGUAUUUCUGUUGAGAUAAGAAUUUUACAUUCCUAAUUAUGUUCUACGCACAUUUUGUACUCAGCAAAAAGGGCCCUUUGGCCCGAAUUUGGCUAGCUGCCCAUUGGGAUAAAAAGCUUACUAGAGCACAUGUUUUUGAGACAAAUAUCAGUUCUAGCGUCGAAGCAAUUUUAGAGCCAAAGUUAAAAAUGGCAUUAAGAACAUCUGGACACUUAUUGUUGGGUGUAGUCAGAAUCUACUCUCGUAAAGCUAAAUAUCUACUGGCCGAUUGCAACGAAGCAUUUGUCAAAAUUAAAAUGGCAUUUCGGCCAGGUGUUGUUGACCUACCAGAUGAAGCAAACCGUGAAGCUGCUAUUGCAGCUAUCACUUUACCAGAGAAUAUUCAUGAUUUCGAAGCAACUAUAGCUGAUCUCAAUGAGAUUAAUAUGAAUACUAUAGCCAUAAAUCAAAGUCGCCCAGAAGACAUUACUAUGCGUGAAGAUUUCGGCGAGAUUAAUUUAGGCCGACAAGAUGAUGAUUUUGGCGAUUCAGCAUUUGACGAAGUAUCAAGUCGUGAAAUUAUUCGUGAUGGUGAUAAAACAUUUGGCGAUAGUAUUUAUCGUGGAAGUGAUCAUUUGUCAAUGCAUCACGAUGCUGAUUUCACGUUAAAUCCUGAUCAAGAUUUGGAUGCUACUUUAAUAGAUGUGAAACGGGGUGGGAGAUUAUCUGAUGCAGAAAAGCCACUUAAAUCUAUUGAUUCAAUUACACAUCAUGAUGAUAUUGGGAUUGGUGAUCAUGAAUUUGACGAUGACUUUCUGGCUGAACCAGAUGAUGAUGAUGAGAAUUUCGGUGGUCGAAUUGUUCAUUCCUUAUUUACUGAUGGUAUAUUUGAAGAUCCAUCUGCACAAAAACAAUUGGAAAAUUUAACUUCUGAAAUUGAAUCUCACAUGGUCACAGGACGUUUCGAUUUACAUCAUGAUGAUAUUACAACUACACCGGUUCCAACAUCGAAUAAUGAAGAUCUGUUAUCAAAUGAUAUUGCUGUCAAUAAACCAUUAGAUGCAUUUGCUACAGUGUCAACAUCAGUAGACGAAUUAAUGACAACAGUGGCUACAGCAACAACAGUGAUGAAUAUCACUUCAGAGACAGGUGGAUUUGUUGCUCCAACUAGUUUACCAACUGAUACAACAACAACAACAACAUCUAGACUUGGACUAGGAGUUUCUGCAAUGACAGAGAGUACAACUUUAAUUAGUAAUGAAUCAGAGGCAUUUGCUUUACCACCUAUUGAUACAACAUGUGCUACAACAGGUGUUGAACCAAAACGAGCCACAAAACGUAAACGUCGACUUAUUGUUGAUGAACAAAAAUCAAUUCCAAGUGAAGUAAUGAAAUCUCAAAUGGAAAAUACAUCGGAUAUUACAACUCAAUUAGAUUUAGCACCACCAACUAAAAAAUUAAUGCAUUGGAAAGAGACUGGUAGUGUAGAUAAAUUAUUUGUUCUACCUGGUCGUGCAAUUCCAUCACGCGUGCUACAACGUUUAUUUAUGCGUAAUUUAUAUACUCAAACUGUACCAGAUGAUGUUAUCAGUACAGGGGAAUCGCUUCAAACAUCGAAUUUAUUAUCUGGUCUAUCGUUUAAUUCAACUGCUCAACAACAACAACAACAGCAACAACAAUCCUUAUCUUCUGAUCAAUCAAAUAUAUUGAUCAAUUCAGAGACUUUACCAUCAAACACCUCGUUCGAUCAUACUAUUCAACAACAAUCUGCUGAUGUGUCCAUUUCUGAAUUUGAUGAAAUAACAAAAAGUACAAUACAGUUGCCUCAAAAAUUGGGUCCUAUCUCAGAAAUUCCAGAAGAUGAAUCAGCUGCACUUAUUGCUUCACAUGGUGAGCAGUCGAAAGCAACACCUGCAACAUCUCAUGGUGCCGAUAAUAAUCAAGAUGAUCUUGAUGAUGAACCAAAUAUGCAUGAUGAUUUAACAUUCAUGGUGGAACCGGAAACACCUUAUCUUGCACCUCCAAGUAUUUUAUCCGAAGCUCCACCGAGUGUAAUGCAAGUUGAUAUGUUAGCAUUAGAACGUGAAUUAGCUGCAGCUGAUCAUGAAAUUGACAAUGAAUUAGCGAAUGUCUUUAAAGGUGAUGAUAAAACAUGCGGUUUAUUAACUGGUAGUGGUUUUCCUGAAUCGGAAGCUCCUCUUUCAAUUGAAGGUUUACCAUUUGAAACAGUUGAAGAACGACGUUUAGAGAAACGUUCCAAAGUGUUAUUACGUAUGUUACGUGUACAUCAACAACAACAUGGUUGGGAUGAACCAUUAACAUUACAAAGUUUAUGCAAUAAUAAUACAAAGAAACAAGCUGCUUCCAAAUUCUACACAGUUCUACUAUUACGUAAACAAGGCGCUGUGGAUUUGGCACAAGAAGCUGCCUAUUCAGAUAUUUAUAUAUCCCGUGGACCAAACUUUUUCCGUUUGGUAGAAACAUAGGUUGUUUUGAUUGACAUUUUUUUAAUGACUAACCUUUACAUUUCUCUCUGUCUCAUAUACUCACUCACACACACACACACUGUUUUACUCCAAUCAGUCAAUCAAAACUUAACAUUCGCUUCUUGAUAUUUUAUUUUCAUUUACUAUAUAAGUGUAUCUUUGUCGAUUUAUAUGUAUAUGUACAUCUUUGUCGGUACUUAAAUUAUUGCAUAUUUUUCAAUGUUUUCAAUAAACAAGAAUCACUAUUUGUUUGCUUUUUCAAAUUGAUCAUUUUUCUAAUCAGUGUAUAAAUACUUUACUUUAUCAUUAUUGAUGCAAUUCUUAUUCUUCUUCUUCUUCUUCUUCUUAUUAUUAUUAUGUAUUUAAUUUAUUCAUUAAGAUAUAGUGUAAACGUUCUAUUUUUUUUACUACAAAUACAUAAUCUUUUAAAAUGCAUCACAAAUGUCAG